Plasmodium gonderi is the source of this 5463-nucleotide messenger RNA. RefSeq lists its product as hypothetical. Lineage: Eukaryota; Apicomplexa; Aconoidasida; Haemosporida; Plasmodiidae. Bases 1 to 5463 code for a protein of 1820 amino acids. The record is from RefSeq and is a predicted model, not a curated record. The transcript is spliced from 2 exons.
AUGGACGGUUUCGAUGAAUCUAAAAUGAAACAGCUGCAGCUGUUGAAAGAAAAGAUGAAAAUUGCCAAGGCGCAAAAAGUAGAAGAAGUUAAAAAAAAUGAAGACCUAUUUUCCCUUUCUCAUAAUGUAAAAAAUGUAAGAUCAUUCGAAACGGAAGAUGUCAGAUUUAACAAAAUAGGAAAAAAAAAUUUCGAUGCUUUUACACCGAAUAAAAAAGUCACACAUGUAAAAGGACCCAUUAGAUACCCAUUUCAACAAAUGAAAAGUGGAAAUGCAAAUUUCCCUUUUAAACCAAAAAAUGUAAUUAACAAAUUAGAAAAUGAUUCGAAUAUGUUUGACACACCCUUAACGUUUGAAGAAGUUAUGAGAAGAAAAAAUGAAAAGAAGAAACGUGAACUUGAAAAAAAUGGCCAGACUAUGAUGGAGGAUGAUUUCAUGAAUAAUGUUAGAUCUUUCAAUUUAUGCGACGAGAGGGAAGAAAAUAAUUAUUAUGGACUUUUCCAAGAGACUAAUCAGACCAAUCAGAUCAAUCGUGCUAAUAAUCAUGGUAAUGGCAACAUUGGAAAUGGUGAAUUGUCGAAUAUGCAUGGAGGAGGGGAUGUGCAUCAUAACCAUAAUUCUCUAAGCAAUGUGAGAGAAACCAAUGUAACCAAUAGUUAUAGUGAUACUAACACGCUUCUACAAAGCAAAGUUGGUAGUACUGCAGCUAUGAAGAAUAAUGCUUUAAAUGGAUAUCCAAAUGAGAAUAACCAUUCUAUAAACGGGAAUCUCGUGAAAAAUAAUACACAUUCAUUUAAUAUGGAUGUAGUAAGGAAUAGUCAAUCUUUGAAUAUGAAUUCAUUCAAAAAUUACUUUUCACAAAGUGUUAACAAAAGUAAAGAUACCUCUCUGAACGAUGCAAAUAUGAGUAAAAAUUUGCCACAAUUCAAUAAUAAUUUAAGCGAUAGUUCCCCUAGCACAUUUGUCAGCAGUGAUUUUAUUGUUACUUCCAAAAGUGUGAAUUGGGAAAAUUGGGGCGCCGACCAGAAAGGUGGCCCUAACAGAAAUAACCACGCCGAUGUUAAGAAUAAUGUAGGAACCACCUUAAGUAAUAAUUACAAUCAAAACAGCAGUCUGAAAAGCAGUCUAAACAGCAGUCUAAACAACAGUCUGAACAACAGUCUGAGCAACAGUCUGAAAAACAGUCUGAGCAACAGUCUGAAAAACAGUCUAAAUAGUAAUAUUAUUGGUUUUAGCAAGGGUGUUGAAAUAUUUAAUUCUCAUUCGAGUGACAUCAGCAGAGGUAGUAACAAUUACCUUAAUAACGCGAUCAAAUGGAAUCACCCCAAUUUUAACCAAACCGACAAUAUUCAGAAUUCAAGUCAUGAUUUAAAUAUCAGUAUGAACAAGUCAUGUAAUAACUUCAUUACUCCUGCUACUGACUAUAGUAAGGAGGGCAUUAUUCGGGGUUCCAGUGCGCAUGGGCAUCUCGGAUCUGAUAAUAUAUUCAGCACAAAUAGUGCAUCUAAUGCAAAGGGUGAAAUUAUUGCCAAUCGAUCAAAUACUGCAACAAACAGUGCGAAUAUUUUACAAGGGGAAAAUAAUAUCAACGAUCAAGCCUGUCCAAACAAAACUAAAGAAGUGAACACCAUAUUAUCUACACGCAAUGAUACUAACAUUAAUGUAGAUAAUGAGAUUAAUGUAUUUUCAAAUUUAUCGAACGCUAGUAAUUUGAAUGGUAGCCGAAAUGGCCCCGAUUCUGUGGAAAAAAGUAGGCUCUUCAAUAAUACUAACGACAAUAAGAGUAGUACCAACAUUUUUGGAAAAGUCAGAAGUAAUGCAAAUCUGUUUAAUAAUAGUGGAAGCAUAUUUGGUAAGUCCAGCACCACCUCCACCAAUGUAUUUGGAAACACAACAGGGAACAGUAGCACCUUAUUUGCUAACAGAGCAAAUGGUGGUAAUCUCUUUGGAAAUACUACUAGCGGGAGUAAUCUCUUUGGAAAUACUACUAGCGGGAGUAAUCUCUUUGGAAAUAAUACUAGCGAGAGUAAUCUCUUUGGAAAUACUACUAGCGGGAGUAAUCUCUUUGGAAAUAAUACUAGCGAGAGUAAUCUCUUUGGAAAUAAUACUAGCGAGAGUAAUCUCUUUGGAAAUAAUACUAGCGAUAGUAAUCUCUUUGGAAAUAAUACUAGCGAGAGUAACCUUUUCAACAAAAACAAAGACAUCAGUAGCUCCAAACAAAUUAACAAUAUCAACAAUUUUUUUGGAAAUAUCACAGAAGGUAGCAACAUUUUUAGUGGAUCCAGUAAGUUGUUGAAUAACACAAAGAAUUUGGUUAAUAAUAAUAGUCAACCAUUAGAGGAUGUGCUGCAGAGGGGGAAAAAUGAUCCUAAUGGAAAUUCAAAUGGUGGUACUUUGUUCAUUUCAAAGCAAAAAAGUGAUCAAGUUAGUAGAAGUAAUUUCCUCCUUAGUGAGAAUCUUGUGAAUACAAACAACAAGUUAAUAAAUGAUAGUUGCAAUUACAGAGGUAAUGAUCACGCUACUGGGGUUGUAAAUGUAUGUACAAAUUUAAAAAAUAAAAAGGAAAAUAAUAUUUUUGGAUUUCCAAAUAAAGGGGAAAAUCUCAUCAGUAUAGUCAAUAAAAAUGAUGUGAGUAAAAAUUUUCAGAAAUUCGAAAAUAUUAAUGAUAUAAAUGCAGGAGUUAUGAAAUUUAAAAGUACUUUGUCUAAUAUUAAUAGCAUAGUACCUGAUUCUCAAAACAAACCAAUACAACUUAGCAGAAAAUCUGAUAAAACACAAAUAGAUCAUACAGAGGAGGGGGAAGUAGUAGUAGAUACAUGUUCCAUUUCGAGAAAAAAAGUAAAUGAAGAGGAUGGAAACAUAACGACUGCAAUUGAUGUUGUAAAAAGUGAGGCGGAAAAUGGUCACGUCGUACUGACGACAGAUCUUAUGAAUCAAGAAAAAGAAAAAACGAAUGUCCAAGUGAAACAAAAUAUAUGUAAUAAUGAAAAUGGAGGUAUCACAAGAAUUAAUAAUGACUCAGAAGAGGAGAAAACCAUUCGCAAGACAAUAUCUAGCUAUUUUAAUAAUUUUAUCCCAUCUAUAUUUUCGAACCCUAAUAAAGAAACUGCAAAAGAGGAGUACUUAAAAACGAAUGUUUCAAACGAUAAUGUUAACAAAUCAACAAACAUAGAUGUGAACACAGAUGCAGAUAUUGUUAAACCAUCGGACAGGGACGCAUAUGAAAAAAACAGGAUUAGUGUAAAUACCAUAUGCAAUGACAAGGAGGGAGAUACAAGGCCCUGCUGUAGCACCCAAUCCAUUGGUAAUGCACAGAAUGGUAACACUAUUUUAUUAUUUUUUAACAUGUCGAUUGUGAAUCCCCAAGGGUUAAGUGAAAAGGAGAGAGGAUUGAAUAAUUGUCCCGAGAGAAGUAAAAAUGAUAAUAAGGACAAUGAUAAUAAUCAUAACAAUCGUAGCAUCAAUGAUAGUAACAACACUGGGCAUGGAGAAAGUGGAAACGACGUGUCGUGUGGAAUGUUUCAGAAGAACCCAAACUGCAACAAGAUGAUAGAUAUUAUGAACGAAGAGAACUUCGAAAAUAAGGAAGAUUUUGAAAAAAUGAAUCAAAUAUACAAAAACAUAAAUUGCAUAAAUAAAAAUAUAAAUUACAUAAACAAGUAUAUCCCAUCAACCAUUGAAAAUGUUAAUAAUUUUUUGGAUGAAAAUAUUAACUGUAUUCAAAAUUAUGACACCUUAUCGAGCACAAAUCAGAAAUUUUUAAAAAAUUUGAAAGCAUCGAAUAGUUCCGUAGAAUCGAAUAAGGAUGUAAAGAGUAUGAUAGAUGUUCUAAACAAACGAAUGAAUAAAGAUGGAAUUUUUGAAAAUCAUGAAAAUGAAAUAUUAAGAGGAAAUGAAAAGAGAAAAUUUUAUCUCACUUUGUCUAACAUGGGUAAUAAUGUAGAGAAGAAAAAUAAUAUCAUAGGAGGAGUAGGAGUAGGGGCUUCUUCCUAUGUUGAUGUUAAUACAAAGUACACUAACUUUUUUGAUGGGGGAGGAAAACAUAUAAAAAGUGGAAAUGUUGUUAACACGAACAUGUUAACGCCUAUGGAAAAAUUAAAAUUAAUAAAUGAAACGUCGAAAGAAAUUUCCAUGGAUGAAGAAUUAGAAAUGAUUGAAGUAAUACCUGAACAUGUUCAUAAAAUUAUGGAAAGAAGAGAAUAUUUUAAAACAAAAAAUAAGCAAAAUAAAAAUGAUAGUAAGAAAAGCAUCGUUCCAAAAAAAAUUAAACCCUUCGUUCCUUCGGAGUGUAGUGAAUCUUUUAGAAAUACAUUUUACACAAAUGAUAAUAAUAAGAAUAACAUUUUCUCUCUAAAGAAUUUAAGCAACAUGGAAAUUCUGAACACGAACCACAGGAAUAAUACCGCUCCGUGUACUAACAAUAUUAUCGACUCUGUUCCUAAGAGGGUAAAUAAUAACAGCAUUCUUCCUCCAAGAGAACAGUUACAGAUGAUGAAAAUGGGUGACAGUUCUAACACCCACGCAGAAGCAGAAGCAGCAGCAGAAGCAGCGGUGCCCACUUAUUCCGUGCAAAACAACCUUGUCACCUUUUUUGAAAAUCCUCCUAUUGGUAAGGAGAACGGAAGCAAAAUGCAUAUACAAAAUGAUAAUCCAGAUUUGUUCGCGCACAAAAACAUUAAAGGUUCUUUAAUUAACACUAUGAUAGAUUAUAAUUUUUCUCAUGGAAACAACAAAAAUGAUUGGAGCAUGUCCCACUCGAUUAAAAAUUUAAACAAUACUAUGAAUUCAGAUAACUUAAACAGUAUGUUUAACGUGGGUGUGGAAAAUGUUAUCAAGGCUAGAAAUGAUGAAUACUUGUCCAAGAUGGAAGAAGAAUUAAACAAACAUACAGAUUUUAUUUCUAAUAUUUACACAAGUUUAAGUAAAAACAAUUUUAUUUGUGAUAAUCAGGAUGCGAAAAAGUCGCAGGAGGAUGAUAAUUACCACAGGAAUGAUGACACGAAUAAUAUGAACAAGUGUAACACCAAGCCUGAUAAUGAGACUCAUGAAAAUAAGAGAAACUUGAGUUAUAUGAAUAACCAGAAUAACAAUACAUAUGGAAAUGAUGAGUUAGAUUCUUUCGAUAAUUAUCAAAACGCAAAUGAUAACAACGAUUCUAUCGAUACUCAAAAGAAAAAAAGAAAAUUUAAUUCCAAUGGAGAAAAUACAGAAGAUGAUAUUACCACUUCCUUAGAAAAUACAAAUUCCAAUUUUCCAUUCAAGGAAGAUAGAUGUAUUGAUAUCUCUAAUUAUGUAAAAGAAAUUAGAAAUUCAAGAACAUUAGCCGAUAUUUCUGCUAACUUGACGAAGUACACCCAAGAAAGCGAACAAAUUCUUUGUGACAUAAUUAAUGAUAAUUUUAAAAUGUCUGUAAAAAUUUCAUCCCUUAGCGAUUUACCAUUUUUGUUUGAAGAAUUUCCUUGA